CCCUGGAAAAGCACCGCACAGGCCGGCGGGGAAGCAUGCAGGGCCACCGCAAAUACUCUGAUGGCUUCAGUGACACAUCCAGCAGUGGCAGUUUUAUGGACGAGACGGACAGGGAAGUUAGCAACCUCACUGACCGUGCUUUCAGGAGCCUGUGCAUUGGAGAGGAGGCCAUUUACAAUGACUCCGAGUUCUCUUCUUCUCCUACAGAACGGCAUAAAGCUUUUGCAGAGAAGACCAAGCAGAGGACAACUUUACAGAGGUCCUCCCAGGAGACAUUUUCAUACAGUGUUCAACAUUAUGAAGAAUCUGAGAUGACCUCGACAUUCCAGCAUUCCUAUGUGGAUGUAAACCAUCAGGAGCAGGCUUUAAGAGAUGUAAGCUUGUCUUACAAUAACAAUGGCUCCAAAGAGAUGACAUGGCAGCAGGGCAGGAGUGCAUCAAGAGUGUCAUCUCUAAUCAAAGCCUUUAGUUCAGGGGAGUGUUACCAGGACAGCGGGACAGGUGAUGUUAUUCUGGCAAAGGACAAGUAUAGAGACUUUGGGAAUGAAUCAUGGAACAAAUCAGCUCUGCUGAGCAUCCAGAGGGAACUCUCAGAGUUCUCUGCAGGAUACCAUCAAAAUUUUAAAUCAGGCCCCUUUCAGUCAUACAAAAACCAUUUUUUCUCAUCCGAUGUGGCCCAGAUGGACACAACGAUCCUGAUGAAACCUUCAAUAAGUAAGUUCAAGGCAAUGAACUCCAAAAACUGUUUUUUCCACAGUGAGUUCAGUCCUUUUCAGCUAUGGGAGGAAUACAACAGGUUCCCAUUUGAAAAGACAGAAGUGUCAGGGUUUAUGUCAUCUAGUGAAUUCCCAAGGUGGUAUGAUUCCCCUAUGUACAAAGAGCUGAAAGACACCCACACAAUUUCAAACUCUCCAUUUGAAAGCAGGAGCUUCAAUCAAAGGCAAAUUCAAGAUUUUGUCCCGAGUCAGCGCUCCAGGUCCACAGUCAUCCAAAAAGCUUCUGCAAUUGAGAAGAGGUGUGACUCAGAAAUGGCUUCAAACUGUCCACCUUGGAAGAAAAAUAAUAGCUUUGUAAGGAACAAACUUCCAAGCAACCGGCCCUCCACGGUCUCACCAACUAAUGAGAAAAAAUGUAGGCCAGAUUCUAGCUUGUUUAGCUAUAGCAAAGUUACACAUGAUGUUCAACGCAAAGUGGUCAACAGCACCCUGCCUAGCAGUAUUACACCAUUCAACAUCACUAAGCUCCUAACCCCCAUAAUUCACACUAGACAAGAAACAGAAACGUCUGAAAUCCUGCAGUUUGCACACACUCCCUCUAUUUCAGAUUAUUGUUCUCAGGGUGAAACUGAUCCUAAACCUCUGACUGACGCCAAACAUCUGAGUGCCAGCUACAAAACAAGAGCUUCACAUUUGCUAUUCAAUCUCAAAGACAACAGAAAAAGAGUCAAGAGCACAUAUAGUCCCACAAGAUUUAAAGGAUUAGAUAUAACAGAUCGACAUAAACAGACCUCAAAGUUGGAGGGACGUGAAUCCAGAUUUUCAGAUAUUCUUGUAUCCCAGGAAACUCCUCAGGAGAAUUUUGUAGAAACGGACAUACGGGUCUCAUGUAACCGAACUCAAGAGCUCAAUGUAGCCCCCGUCACCCCUAAAAAUAAUGCUGAUGCCAUUGGAUCAUAUGAUAAUUUGACAUUGACCUCACCUCAAAUUCAAGAUGGGGCCUUUCAUUACAAGUCCUUCUGUGGAAGUUCAGACGGUCUGCUGGCUUAUACAAAAAGUACACAGUAUGAGCCCUCAUCCUACAGUCUUUCAACACAGAACAAAAGCUCAGUGAAUUUAGAAGGUCAAUUAAAAGACCUGAACAGCACUUUUAGUCCCACUACUAGGCCAGAAAUAGCAAGCAUGCUUCCAAAGUCUCAUCCACCAACACAAUCUCUGCCUGCUCAGACAUUAGAGCAACAUAGAUAUGGUUUGAGUGAUAAUGCAAGUCAAAAUGAUCUACAACAAAAAAAGGACUUUGGAAGAAAAACAUAUUUUGAAUACAGCCAAAAUGAGGUUGUUAAAGAAAGAUGUCCUUGGGACCAGACUGGUUCUGUAAAUUCAGCAGACAGGGAAACGUCAACUAAUAAUGGCAGAUCGGAAGCACGGCCAUUUAGGGGAGAAAUAGCAGCGCUGAUCGAGAUGGACAAACAGAGAAAGGCCACCGCCAAGCAAUACUUGCCCACUGCCAAUGAUAGCUUUUCAGUUCAAAAGGAGACAUAUAUGCGAAAAGUGAAUGAUGACAUAAAACUUGGUCGACGUGCAAAGGACGAAGAGAAAGUUGUUAGGGAAGACACAAUAUCCAGGAAAAAUUCUUACCAUGAUAAGCCUUUACAUGAUAACCCAUUAAACAAAUCUGCAAAACCUAUUGAUCCAUAUGGUAUUCCAAAAAACAUCCACCAGUACAAAAUAUCAUCUCCCCCAAUGGAAGUUAAUGUGUAUGGUGGUUUACAAAGCUGCACUGCCAAGAAUGAUCUUGAAAAAGAGAUACUGGCUUCAGAAAGAAGUCCAGAGCAAUAUGUCAACAGUAUAAAAAUAUCUGAUCAGAGCACUCUAUAUGCACCUUUAUUUGAGAAUAAAUGCCAAAAGAAUGAAGGAUUGUUAUCUUAUCAGCCAUAUAGAUAUGAACCAAACAAGCAGUGGCACAUGGCAUCAACAAAUGAAGAUAGACAUGUUAAGGAUAGCGUAUUGACACUAAGGCAAUCAGAGAGUUAUAAAAUAUCGAAUACACUGCCAAAUACACAGCCGAACACAUUACAUGCAACAAUGGUAAACCAAAAUGAGUUAUCCACCAAAGACGUUACACCAAAUCCUGAUUCAGUCAUACCAACCAUUGAUAACUCAGAUCAAAAUAAUCCUUGUUCACCAAAUAAAAGAGAAGACAGGUUCAGCAUUAAUGAUAUUCUUGCCAUAAGAGAUAAUGAGCAAGCAAAGAGGAUAAAGGAGAAUACGUAUGCUGGUAAUCUGGCUAAAUCAGAAAAUCCACAAAAUCAAAUUAAACAUGACAUAGCUGAGAACAAAGCAACUAUAACAGAGAUUGUAAAAGAGCAAGAACAAACAGCUAGAGGCUAUAAAAUACAGGACUCUGCAAGUCCAGCCCCUUGCUAUCUGAGAAAAGAUAAUGACAAGGUUGCAACAAGAGCAAUUUCUUGCAAGGAAAGAGGCCAAAGCAAACAAGAAAUAUUGACGUCAAAAUUGAAAGCACAUGCCCAAAAAGAAAUAUCGGCAAUUAAAGAAAAGGGACUUGCGAAACAAGGCAUUCUUGCAAGAAAUGCAACAAAACCAGGCAUAACUAUAAAUAACGAAAAAGCACAAGAUGGUCAAGAGGUUCAUUGUGUUAAGAAGGAAAUCACAGCAGAGAAACUGAAUCACUUGUUUCAAGAUAUCACUUAUUCAAGCGUAACCCAGUACAAAAACGACGUUAAAACACAGGAUGAUUAUACCAAGUAUGGAUCUCCCCCAUCAGGGAAAAAGCAGCCCACGGAAGUCCUUAAUUCUCAGGAAGAAAGUCAGACUGCAGUUUUGGAAAAUAAGAGCGAAUAUGUAAAAUCUGACAAACUUUUGGCUACAGAAAAGCAGAAUGAGUCUGUAGAGUAUGACAGAUGCCCAGAUGAUGAUAAAGAGAUAACUAAAGCAUCAUUUACUACAAGUAUUCAAGAUAGAGUGACUACAGUGAGAGAUCUGAAACAUAAAUGCAAACAUGAUGUCCAGAAAAAUAUCAAAAACUACCAGCCAACCAAAUCAAAAGAUGAACAAAUAUGUAGGACAAGCUCAGAGGAUAUACACCCAAAUGAAAAAUUUGCGAAUCAAAGUCUUUAUGUACAUGAAACGUCACCCAGUGAGAUGAUGCCAGGUAGUCAUUUGACAUCACCAUUAAAAACAGAGAACUACACCUCCCAUAAACCACCUGCACUUUGUGUUGAAAACCAAAAAGUGCAACCUGAUAAGAAGGAAAAGGCGAUCCCAAAAUACCACCCCUUUGGAAGUGCGGGGGCAAGCAGCCUGACUCAACAUGCUUACACUGGAGAAGCUCUGACUAAACCUACAGAUGUUGAUACAAUCAGAAAGGAUGAACGGCCUUCACUUACAAACACUGCGAAUCAAAAAGCUAACAGCGGUAUAAAUGAAAACUCUCAAAAGAGCACUAAUGGGCAAGAUGGACUUAUACCUUUGGGACUGGACAGAAACACACAGAGAGUUAAAGAAGUUAAUGUACAUCAUAAAAGUGGGAUUAGUGCUGUGGCGGAGCAGUCUAAAAAUGAACUUAUCAAAAAUAGUUCUAGGAUUUCAGCUAGUCAACUGACAUCCUCAUCAAGUGACAUUAAGCUUAAUAUUGGAAUUCCACCUGAUAAACUACUAACCGAAUCUGCCAAAUCAGAACUUACCUCAAAACUUAAAGCUAAUACAAUGGAAGAUGCAGAGCAGAUUAAAAAUGGAAUGUACAAACAUAAUUCUGGGGUCAAUUCAGAUGUGACACCAGUAUCAUCAACCAAAAACAUUGUCAAACACAACAAUGUAACAACAAAUGACCAGUUCUUGCAGAGAACUGAGGAGAAAGAGACACAAAAACAUUUGGUUAAUGAAGAUGGAGCAGGACUAAUAAGCAAGAACAAUACAAGAAUGGAAAAUGACUUGGCUCAGCAACAAAGCGAUACUUCUCCAGUAAAGGUUGUAGAAACUACAUCUGCAAACCAAAUGUUCGGGAAUCAGUCUGAAUCAAGACAAACUGAAUUAAUACACAUGGAAUCAGCAAAAGAAAGCUGCCAGCAAAAAGAGCUCCUUCAAGAUGAUGAAAAUACAAAACCUCUGCUCUCAGUUGGAGAGAAUGAACACCUUAGAAGCCAUCAAACUAAGUCAAGAACAAAAAACGAAUCAGAAGCGGUAUUUAACAAUCAACAUUUAAAAGAAGUAUCAAGAGAGAAAAAAAUUCUGGGAAGUGCAAGUUCAAAGCACAUACAAGCAGGAAAAGGAGGAGAUUUUAACAGAUCCUCAGAAAAAAAUCCCAAAUCCACAAAAGAUUUUCAAGAAGUGGCCUCUAAAGUCCCAGGAAGCCUGAGCAAAGCCAAAAAUGCAGAAGACGACCCACAAGAAGCAAAUGCUUCCACCCAAAAUACAGCAAUUAUGCAAGAGGGUACAACUCAAAAGUACAAUGAUGCCGUUCUUACACCUAGCAAAGAGGAGCCCGUAGUAGAGCCCAUGAUCUACAGUAUUUGUGUGUCAAGCAAAACAGAAACCGUUUCAGAUGAUGAACCUAUGAUCUUCAGUAUUUGUGUGUCAAGUAAAUGUCAUGUUGAUGAGCCACAAAAUCCAGUUAAUCAUGAGGAGGGUUCUGCUGAAACAGAGGUUUCAGCUGCGAGAUGUGUGAUAAGAUCUGAAGAAAAUGAAAGCGUUCAUGAUAAAAGUGAUCACCAUGCAAGUAUUGGUCGGAGAGAGACUGAAGUGUCUUCAAAUAAUAGGGCAGAAAAUGAACUCCCGAUAAGAAAACCUGAACCGCCGACAACAGACAAACAAGAUUGUUAUAAAGUAAGUGAUGUAGGUAGUAUCAGUUCAUCAUAUGAAGACCUUUUGGCUAAAUAUGGGCUUAGAGAUCAUGGUUAUGCCACAUCAAAACACCACAUGCAGGAUAACAGAAAAAUAAAAAACACAGAGGAAUCUGAAACACCUCUCUCACAAAAACCAAUGAAACAUGAAGUCAACAGAUCUCUGUCAACAAAUGAAAAAAGCUCAGACACACAAAUAUUUCCAAAAGACUCAAGACAAACUUCAAAUCAGCAAGCCUCCCUUAGAACAACUCAACUUCUAAAGGAAACUGCAGGCAAAACCAAGCAACAGGCUAAGCAGCAUUCUGAUUCUCCUUCAAUAACUCAUUCAGACUACAAGGUUGAAAAGCAACUGAUUACAGGAAAUGAUAGAGCAAAUCUUGGUCUUUCUACAAGUUACCCCCCUCUAGUACCAACAGAUACAGCAAAUGCUGAACAACAAGAUCAGGAUAGUAAGGAUACUGAGGCAUUUAAUAGAAGAAAUGAUGAUGUUCAGCCGAAGGAUACAACAUUUGAAGAGCAAGUGAUAAACACAGAGAUAGUGCAAAGAUUGAAGACAGAAAACAAUGCUGAUGAUGUGUCUAAUUCUAGAAUGUCAUCAAUGAAAACUGAGAAUGUGUUCCUGACAGCUAAACAACCUACUGCCACUGGUGACUCGAAAAGCACAGCAAAGACUGCAGAAGUCUUAAAGACAACCAUUUCUAAAGCAUCUGUGGCAUUGGAUGCAUUGGUCAAAACCAAACCCAAUGAAACUACAAGUACUGGGAGGACAAUACCCCAUAAUAAUCACAAGCCUCAAAAGGAGGACACUGAAGAUAAAAUGUUAAAUCAUGCAUCAGAUUCACUUUUAACACAAAAAAAUGAGAAACACAUUAGUAAAACGUGUAAAACAGAAGAUCAGAAAAUUCAGUUUGGGGCAAAACAAGAUAAUUUUACUGCAUUGGCAAAAGAAUCAGUCUCGGUUAGGGAUGGCCAAGCUCUGCAAAACCUUGGAAAGGGAGAUGUUGGGGAGAAAAAGGCACAGUCAGAGCAGGGACAAGUUGGAUUUAACACAAGUAAUGAAAUUACAGACAAGAUGAAGAUGGUUUCAAAAGAUGGCGCUGACACACAUGUUAAUAAUUAUUUGGGUAAAGUUUAUAGCAUUGGUGAGGAUGUGUGUACUGUUGUAAAACAAGGCCAGACCUCCUCUGAAGUAUCAAAAAUUCACUUAGAGGACAUAAAAGUGUCUACAAAGGAAGUGUUAUCAAACGAGGAAUACAUGGCAGACCACAAAAACCAACAUGGAGUGAUAAAGAUAGAAAGUCUGAGAGUGAAUAGAGGAGCUGUCGUGACUGCAUGUGUGGGUGAAAACUUUUCAGAGCAAAAUGAGUCACCAGCGAAAAGCCUUAUCGCUCAAAAUGAACCAGAAACCCAGGAUAAUAUGAAAGGAACAAGUGAAAUGACACCUAAACAAAAAGAUGAUAUUGGACAAGAAAUCACACCACCUCCUAAGAAGGAUAGUCCUAUGCAAACACCAAUGCUGCAAAAUAUUGGGGAAGACAGUACAAGUGAUAUAGAAAAGACAGAAGUUAAUUUAAGAGGGGGAGCAGUUUGGACACAAGAGAUAAAAGCCAUUGAUAGUAAAAGAACUGCACUGAACAGUGACAAAGGAAAAAAUAAGGACCCAGAGGUAUCAAGUCCAAGUGGACAUAAUGAUAAUGGUAAUCUGAAAGUUGACGAAAACAGAUGCAGCCUCAGAAGGAAGAAACAGAUAAAUGGUGAGGCUAUGGAGAUGCAAGCUAAUGAUCAAUAUAAUACAAACCAGUAUCAGCAAGGGAAGGGUCUUGUUCCCGAAACAAAAGGAAACGCAGAUGAACAAGGGUAUGCUCAGUUUAGUCAACAGGGCAUAGGGCGAGAGAGUAUAUUAUCCAAACCAGAGGCUACACAGAGGGGGAAGAAGGUGACUAGACCAGAAAUAUUAGCUAUAGCAGACUACGCUAGACUCAAAGUUAUCUCUGCUGAAGAAGAUGAUGCAAAAGAGAUAGAUAUCCUCCCCAAAAUGGACAUUUAUAACAGUCAUGACCUACCAGUUUUAGGAAUUCGCAAACAUUUACACAAAAAUGUGCCUUUGUUGAACACAGCAGGAGAAUCUAAAAGAGAGGUCAUUUCAAAUGAAAAGGAGAAAGGUAAAAUUCUCAAACAAAGACCUUUGCAUUUUCAAGAGAGAGGCAAAGAAUCAUUUUUAUCUCAAAAACAAAAUCACUCCAAUCCCAGCAUAAGUACUCCACAACCAAAACUAUCACUGGUAGCUUCAAGUUCUGAGGAUGAAGCAUUUGUUUUUGAGGGAUUAGGGGGCACUAAAGAUAGAGCUCUCAUAAAUCAUAAGGAAUCGAACACUAAACCAGAUUUCAUGGAGCAAAUAAACAGAGGAGGGCACCACAAAAUUUACCCAUCCAAGAAUCCCCAAGGUGCAAAUAUUUUACAAUCGCAAGCCAACGGUAAGAGUGAUUAUUUUAGAUCUAGGCAACUGUCUUGUGACAACGCAAUCGAAAAAGACAAUCUUUCUCAUUCUGGAAAACAAAACUUGCCACUGAAAUGUGUGUCUGGUACAAUGAAAACAGAAGACAACUCAAUAAAAAUGGUAUCACCAGCUGGAGAAGAAAUGGACGAACUACAAUAUUAUACUGUGAAUGCUUUUGACAGAGAUAUAAAACCAAAGGAAACAACUGAACCAUCUCCAUUAAGUCACAAAAUGACUCAAAACAAAAUCCUGUCUGAAAACUUCGAGGAAGAGAAAAAGGAAGAUAAGAGUCUAAUAGACUACAGUAAAGUUAACGCGUCAGGACCACAAUCUAACUCUUCUUCUCCAGCCAUGGGGAAACCUGCAAUGUUUAGAGUUAAGGAUAAUACCAUCAGAAAUACUUCUGUGACCAAAACUGUCAAACCAUGCUUUCACAGGUCAUUUUCUGAUGACUUCAGGAUUGGCUCCCCAAAGGAGCACUUAAGUGGCUCAGAAAAAGGAGAUGAGGAGCAUUUUCAAUAUAAAGAGUCUGCUAAUCCUCCAGUCUUACAUAAUCCAGCUAUUGCCUCCCAUCGGCUUCAUAAGUUGCGAGAGGCACCCCAAAACAGCUUGACUCUAGCAGAGUGCACAGCAAAACAAUCAAAGGGCCUUCAGAGAAGAAGUAAAAUUCUUGAAGAUGAAGAAACUCUGUCCGUCAUAAGCACAAUGUCAGAGGAUGUGGAGAACUGUGCAGGAAGCAUUGUCGAUAUGUCAGACAAGAGUGCUGCCUACAUGCCAAAGAAUGAAAGUUACAGAAACACCUACCAAAGGUCUGCAUCCGCCUGCUAUGACAGGCCAGAGUCAGCCUGUUCUGAAAGGCCAGAGUCAGCCUGUAGUGAUAUGAGACAAUUGGGUAAGCCACCAGUAGUGCCCCCAAAAUCUGAAAAGGCUCUUCGACGAGCACAAAGGCUUACAACAAGGCGUAUGAAAAAGACAGAGACCCAGACACCAGAAAAUCAAGAACAGCAAGUGCCCAAAUCCAUCCAAAAUUUCUCCAGUGUACCCUCAUCACCUUUGGACAUAGAGUCAACACCUCUAGCAGUACAAGCCACACCACCUCUUUCACAAUAUGGCAUUGAGCCAAAUUACACCACCCCUAUGCAUAGUAUGGUGGCUCAGCCUUUCCCCAUGACUCAUAGAAAGCUUCUCCAAGAUCCAAACUCAGGGCAGUACUUUAUGGUGGACAUGCCAUUAACGGUUAAGACAAAGACAUUUUAUGACCCAGAGACAGGUAAAUAUGUUCAGCUCAAUGUCCGUCAGAGGUCCCAGGUUGCUCUAACGCAGCCAGCAUCAGUGGAGAUGUUGAACGCUCCAUACGUGCUGUAUCCUGGCUUUGUGCCAAUGGCUGCCUCUUCAUUACCGGUCUUGAGGUCAUCUUCCCAAAUGUCAGCGCCAGCUACACUAACAGAAGAGCAGGAUAGGCUUAAGACAGGUAGUGAAACAUGGCGACAAAAUGUUUAUCAGCAGAAUAACAGAAGAGAUGUCCAGCAAUAUCCUGAAAUUGUGUACAGGUCGUAUGAGCAAAUUCAUGAUCCGUCUUUGUAUACCGAAAACAAUGUCGCCAAAAGUGAAAGUCACACAGAUAUCAUAACUAUGAGUGAAUUAGAGGACUUUGCAAUGGAGAGCACAUGACCCAUGCAAGCUAGUAAGUGUUUAGAUAGGUAAAUACUGUUUAUACAUAGAUCUAAAAUAAUGUGAUGGUAUAAGCUAUUUAAAUGUGACUUUGAAGUAAGAGUUCUUAAAAUUUGUAUGUUAGGCUUGCUGUUAAAUUGCAUUGCGUUUUGUAGCUGAGAUAUGGAUUGUAAACUAGAAGAACAGGACUAUUUAUUUUAAGAAAAAUUCAAGGAAAGAACUGUGAAGCAUUCCAUUUAAUUGUUAUGUUGACAUUUUUUUUGCAGUGUACUUGUUUAUAAUAUAAUAGCGACCAUGCCCUCAGAGCACACAGCAAAUUGAAGCAAACUUCUAAAGUCACUAGCAUUUUAGUUUAAGCCUAAAUGCUAAAACCACAUCUCAGACCCAGCCAGACAAAAAUAGCACCAUUAUACCAAAAUAACAUUCAAUCAUUUUUUCCCCCUCAAAUUUUGUUAAUGUUAAUGGCCCACAGUGUGCAUGAAAAUUAUACAAUAUGAAAGUGUGUCAGGUUUUACACUCAGUUUAAGGCUAAUUGCCAUAUUAAAAACUAUUUUUCCCUUGAUGUGCUUUGGCAGAUUACAAAUAAUAAAAGGGGUGGUCUUCACCUUGCCAUGGUUGUAGAUGUAUUUCUAUAAAACGAUUAACUUAUAAACAACGACUUGCAAUGUACUACUUAUACAGUCUUUCAGAAGCUCAUUACAUCAUCUGGCUAUUAAAGGAAAAUGUGAAAUCAAAGUUUGUAUGCUGGCAGCUCUUUUGUCACACAGAACUCAUUCAACAGUUAUAGGUAUUAUCUGAUGUAACAAACUUCAGAACAAAGUGUUGUUUCAUUGCUCUCUAUAAUCUAUUGCUUUGGUUCUAAUCUUGAUAUAUUUGUAGGUUUAAGUGAUUUCAGGAUCUGCACAAUAUACCACUCUAGUGGAAAAAUUGAGCAUUGCACUUUGUGCAUAGGCCAUCUCUAGUAAAUCAAUUGACUGUACAAAAGCCUCUCUAAACACAACUAUGUGUCUAUCAUUUUUAAAAACAUCUGGAUGAUAAUUAUUUUAAAAUGUAGUGCCAGUUUUACGAUUGCAACCUUUCCCCCUAUAUUCUGUGAAACUAUAGCAGUAAUUCUAGAAAUAAAUGUUACAACAGCACUGCGUGAGGAAGCCUUUGAACAUCAUUGAGCAUUUUGUCUUAUCUCUCCCAGACAAAACAAAUUUAUUGAGUUAUUGAUCUUUUAAACAUAAGUACAGGCAGCUGUGAUAACUGCACAAAUGCUGACCUUAUUAUGACCUUUGCUGCAGGCCCAUAUCUCAACAACUGAAGCACCAGAAUUUGGAUAUGACUUCUCUGACAAUGUAUCAUUAAUGCAACAAAAGAACUCAUUAACUUCAUUCAAACAGAAUUUAAAACAAAUUAUUUCUGUCAUUAUUUAGUUUAGUUUAGGGGUUUAUAAGCUUGCUUGGCCACUCUCCAGUUAAUUUGAUGUAACAAUGCCUCUCAUAAUAGAAUGAAUUACUGCUGAAAUGCAUGUAUUGGCACUGGAUAA
This is a messenger RNA of Myxocyprinus asiaticus (Chinese sucker), 11277 nucleotides long. RefSeq lists its product as uncharacterized. The transcript has a single exon. Gene Ontology annotation, cellular component: Z disc. NCBI's taxonomy places the organism in Eukaryota, Metazoa, Chordata, Actinopteri, Cypriniformes, Catostomidae. Gene Ontology annotation, biological process: positive regulation of calcineurin-NFAT signaling cascade. The record is from RefSeq and is a predicted model, not a curated record. Bases 36 to 9746 code for a protein of 3236 amino acids.